This is a messenger RNA of Ostrea edulis (European flat oyster), 2644 nucleotides long. Its product is annotated as protein SEC13 homolog. Gene Ontology annotation, cellular component: nuclear pore outer ring; COPII vesicle coat. The record is from RefSeq and is a predicted model, not a curated record. Gene Ontology annotation, biological process: positive regulation of TOR signaling; COPII-coated vesicle budding; protein import into nucleus. The transcript has 10 exons. The coding region runs from base 137 to 1075 and encodes 312 amino acids. Gene Ontology annotation, molecular function: structural molecule activity; protein binding. Lineage: Eukaryota; Metazoa; Mollusca; Bivalvia; Ostreida; Ostreidae.
AAUGUAUACAGACGACCCGGAAGUGAAUGCCACGUCCGUUUUUACACGAUUUACGGUUUUACCGGCAAGAAUUUAUUUUAAACGGGUUAACGGCCAAUAAUUAAAACAUUUCGCAUUGUUCAGUCAAAUUAUAGAAAUGGUCUCCGUCAUCAACUCGAUAGACACCUCACACGAGGACAUGAUUCAUGAUGCUCAGCUGGAUUACUAUGGAACGAAGCUAGCCACUUGUUCAUCGGACCGAUCCAUCAAAAUAUUUGAUGUCAAAGGCGGGCAGCAGACGUUAAUAACAGAACUCAGGGGUCACGACGGACCUGUAUGGCAGCUUGCCUGGGCUCACCCUAUGUUUGGAAAUUUGAUUGCUUCAUGCAGUUAUGAUAGAAAGGUUAUCAUCUGGAAAGAGACAAAUGGAUCAUGGGGAAAGCUCUACGAAUAUCAGAACCACGACUCCUCAGUGAACUCUGUGAACUUUGCCCCUCAUGAGUUUGGCCUCCUGUUGGCAUGUGGGAGUUCUGAUGGUUCCAUCUCCAUCAUAUCCAGCUCAGGAGAUGGAACAUGGGAUGCUAAGAAAAUACCCAAUGCCCAUUCUAUCGGGUGUAAUGCAGUAAGCUGGGCCCCGCCCAUCAACCCAGGAGAUUUAUUGGAUCCUUCAGGACGACAUCAGCCAAUCAAACAGCUUGUCUCUGGGGGCUGUGACAACCUCGUCAAAAUCUGGAAAGAGGAGGAUGGGCAGUGGAAAGAGGACCAGAAACUUGAAGGUCACAGCGACUGGGUCAGAGACGUUGCCUGGGCACCCAGUAUAGGUCUGCCCAAAAGCAUUAUAGCAAGUUGUUCACAGGAUUUGAGGGUCAUCAUCUGGAUGAAUGAUGGUAAUGGGUGGACACAGAAAGUGUUAAACAAAUUUAAUGAUGUAAUCUGGCAUCUCAGCUGGUCAAUCACGGGCAAUAUACUGGCUACAUCAGGAGGAGACAACAAGGUCAGCCUGUGGAAGGAAACAUUAAAUGGCGACUGGGUGUGUAUCAGUGAUGUAAACAAAGGUCAAGGACAAAUAUCAGAUGGCCAGAGGUCGUUGUCAUAGUAAUGAGCAGCUGAUUUCUACAAGGCAAAUUUGUUCCGUUUUCCAUGUUCAUAGAUAAUUUACAGAAGCCAGGUUUGAGAGAGCAGAGGAGAAGCCUACGUCUCUGUUUCCUAGGAGUACAUCAGACAGUUUUAUUUAUGGCUAGCAGAGAAAUACUAGUCCGUAUGUUUAAGUCAGUGGUACACUAGUAUAAUGAGUUUCAUGUUCGUGGAAAACAAUGUGAAUUUUUUUUUAUAGAAAUGCUCUCUGUGUAAUGUAAGUCAGUCUGAAGUAGAUUGAUUAGAAAACAAUGUGAAUUUCUUUUUAUAGAAAUGCUCUCUGUGUAAUGUAAGUCCGUCUGAGUUAGUUUGAUUGGAAUUACAAUUCACCAUCACUCUCUGAUUCUCGAGCUACAGACAAACUAUAUCUGACGGGAAACUACCACUUUGUUGAAUUUUUGAAAAGGGAGAUAAUUCAAUUCUUCUACCUGUAAUGUAUAUAUCUACAUGUCACAGGAAAUUUUAAACUGUUUUGCUCCAGAAUCAAGUUAUUUCAGUUUUCAAAGCGCAUUGUAAAAUAUUUAGAAAUCUUUAAAUACAGAAAGCAGUUGACUUCAACAUUAACAACAUUAACCAUGUGGUACAAUUGUAUGUCGAGUGAAAGUUAUCGUAGAUGUCGGGUAAAUUUUAUCGUAAAUGUUGAGUGAAUUGUGAUGAGAGAUGAAUAAAAGUAAUCUUAAUAUACCUGUUUGUUGUGAGUUUAAAAUCUUGAUAUUACAUUAUAUGGUGGAUGCUCUGUGUAGUACCGUAUGUACUCGCCUAUCUGUCGGAAUUUUGGGAGUUAAAUUUUGGUCCAAAACUCUAUGUCCGACUUAUAGGAGUGUCCUUAGAAGAUUAGUAUUUUUCUGGAUGGCGUAAUGUAUAGCCUUGAGAGUAUUUUUUAAACAACAAAAACAUGGACGAAAUAAACAAAAUAGUAACUGUUUAAUUUGUUGAAAAUAAAAAGUGAAAUAUUGUUGUAAUAAUUAUCCCAAAACAUUGUUGGAACACAGAUAAAUACAUAAGAGUAUUGAUAUGAAAUUGAUUUGUUGGGAAAAAAAUAUCAAAUAUCGACGCAUUUCUCAAAAUGUUAUUUGAAACACCUGUAGGUAAAACCAUUAGAGCAUUGAUUUGAAAUUGUCAACCGAUUCUUGAAGAAAAUUAGACCGACUUAUAAAUGGGUCAAUGGCAAUUCUCUCCAAAAUAACCUAAAAACUAUACAACCGACUUAUAGGCGAAUAUAUAUGGUAUGUGACAGUGUGGCAAGAAUUCCAUUGUCAAUAGAAAGUAAGUUUUUUACUUGAUGGUCAAGCGGUCUAGCACCCUUGUUGCAUGCUAAUAGGAGAUGUGAUUCCACAGGUCGUGAGUUCAUCCCUGGACAGGGGCGGAAGUGGGUAUCCAAAUAGAUUGAGUUAAUUUUCUGUUUUUUAUAUUCAAUAUUUCUUCACUUGGGGUAGUUAUGUUUAUUUAAUCAUGAAAUUAAUCGAUGUGCACAAUAACUAUUUUAGAAAAAGCAAUUAUUUAAUAAAGGAUAUUUUCAACACAUCCACAA